GGUGAAGUGUUGAAUGGAGGGCUGGAGGGAUAUGUAGUUGUUAAGGCAUUUAUUUAAAAAAAUUUAAAAGUGGAAUGAGGACCGAGCUGUGUUAACGAAUCUGCACAAGAGUUUUUUUAAAUGAAUGCGUGAAUUGUAGGAUCUCAAGAUUGCGCAGAAUGCUCGAUCUGAGCACAUGGGUGUCUGUAUUCAAAGGUGUGAUCGUAUACCAAAGUCAAUGACUGAUGUCCCAACCUUGACUGCAGAUAAGGGUGGUGUUGGCAUCAUUGGGACAAAUGCUUUUAUGGGCAUACAUGUAGUACAUACCAGUUACUUGAGGUUAGGGUUUCUAAGAAAACAGUAGAUUUUUUUGUUUGAACUUACUAAAAUUAUCCCCCAUUAGUUUUGAAUCAAUACUGAACCAGUUUUGUGCGAACUUGCACAGUCAUUAAUCAAAUUCAUUUUUUUGAUUGGAAACCCUGUUUGAGAUAUCUUCACAAAUCCUUUGGGUUUGAUGGUGACCUCUUCAUCUUGCAUGGUGUGUUCUUUCUUCAUAGACCCUAUCUCAGAGCUCAAAUCAGUCAUUUCUUGGAACUGCGAAGGGAGCUCAAGCUGCAAAACACCUUGGUGUCCAUGGCGAAAGCCAACUUUUUAAAGUUGCUUUUGAAUGGAGUGUAUGGGUACUGUUUAGCGAGAAUAAACAGUCCCUCCUCUCCGUUUAGUUGUGAGAUUAAGCUCGGGUUAAAAAGGGUACGCCAGAUGCUUGAAAGACAUCCUGAAAACAUUCUAAGAAUCAACAAGAUAUCCUCUUCGUAUGCUGUUGUAACUCGUCGGAGCUAUGACUCUGAGAGUUGUGUCAGCUCUCCGUUGAUUGGAGUUGGCGCUACAAUUCUGGGAACCUCCAAGGUGAUCUUGCUGGAGAGUAUGAUGUUCUUGUUACGCUACCUCGAUCCUCGGAUGGCCGAGCUAGUGUAUUGUGAUACGGAUUCUGUAUUUUUGAGUCUUGCCCAUGACACUCUGGAAGAAAACGUUCCUUUUGAAUUGCGUGAAGAAUUUUUGGCUCAGCUUGGAAGGUACGUGGAUAGUCCCACUAAACUCAGUGGAUACUUGCUUUUGGAAAAUGUCUGUCUGGGGUGUACAAUUUUCGGGGAGAAAAUGUACACUCUCUUGGGUGAAUCUGAUUGUUUGAUCAAAACAAGGAUGAAAGGUGUCCAGAAAUCAAACCUAAGCAGUUUUACUCUGGAGGAGGGGAUGCAACUCCAAUCCAAUGGGGUGUCUCUGGUUUCUAGUGUGAACACGAUGAAGCGGGUAAAUGAUGGUACCAUAUCUUUAGUGGCAGAACGGAAGCGUUUUAAACUUGCGCUCCGACCAAGAAAGCGAUGCUUCAAGUCUAGUGGACAGCACAGUCUUCCUUGGUGUUAGGCUCUUUUUAUAUUGUGAGUGUAUUGUGCAUAUUUUUGUGUGAUUAUUUCAGAAUGAGUAUAAUGUCAAGUACUGAUACUUUGAUGGUCCAAGCACCUCAGGACAGCGAGCUAGCUGGGUUCAUCCGGUCGCUGGGUCGUGAUCCAAAUGGUAUCUGCCUUGGGACCUUGGAACACUUGAUAAUUAAAUAUAUCAGUUACUUUCGCUUAAGGGAUGCCACCAAUCCUUCUAUGAUUUGGUCGAAUGUACGGUUGACAAAUAGUUUGUCUUCAAAUCGGGUGUUUCAUGCCACACAAUUACGGGGCAUCUUGUGUGGUCUUGUGACUGCCUGCAAUGGGUCUCGGAUCCACAGAGUUACAGGGAGCUCAUCAAUCUUUACAGACUGGAUGCAGGCUGGGAAUACAUUCUUUAUAAGUGAAGCCUUACGAGCGAUAUUGAUGCGAGAUUAUUUACCGGUGGGUUCUAAGUCGGUGUUCACACUAGAGGAAAUCAAAGCUUAUAUUUCGGGAUACCUCAUGCGUCGGUCUCAGGAUUUAACAUAUCACAAUAACAAGGAUGCUUUUGUUGUACAAGGAGAAGAGUUGGGAGGGGUAUUGGGUGUGAACAGUUUUUAUCGAAG
Eurytemora carolleeae is the source of this 2020-nucleotide messenger RNA. RefSeq lists its product as uncharacterized. Lineage: Eukaryota; Metazoa; Arthropoda; Copepoda; Calanoida; Temoridae. The record is from RefSeq and is a predicted model, not a curated record.